AUGGCGGAGGCACCAAGCUCUGCAACACGAGGCUGGACAUUGCUGAAGCCUGAUUUAGUAAGCCCUAAAGCCACAGCUACAAACACUUUGGGAGCCAUAUUUGACGACUUUUGGGCCAUGCUGCUCGACAGGGCAAGGCAAGUGAAAGCCACACAGGAGCCUGACAAGGGAGACCAAGCAUGCAACCUGGAGCGGCCUGAGAGGCUGCCUACAAGCAGACAAACAUCCCGCACUACUCCACUAACACAGAGGCGACGCAAGCUGCGGACACAGCGCUACCGGCUGAGACACCGAGAUGCGGACAGACGUCCUGCCCGCUGCCGUAAAACACCAAGUCCCAAAGCGCCACGACCGGUUCUAAGCAACAUACCGAAACCAAUGUGGUCACCUCCAGGCCGCCCCCCAUGCCGCCCUAGGCUGGGCAACCCCUUACCAAGUGAGAGAGCUGCCGCCUGGAUGACCACCAACGUGCUGGACAGUCCGGUAAACCCAGUGGGCAUUGGCUGA
Messenger RNA from Pelobates cultripes (western spadefoot toad), 507 nucleotides. The record is from the annotation of a GenBank genome assembly. Lineage: Eukaryota; Metazoa; Chordata; Amphibia; Anura; Pelobatidae.